AUGACGGCGAAGUCCAUUAAAAGCAUAACGUCCGUUCCAAUAUCAAUGUCAAAAACUGGAAAGAUGAGGUUGACGGCAUCUCCAGAUAACCUGGCGUCUAUGAUGUCCAGAGACCAAAAUAAGCUCAUUCAUCUGGACCCCGUUCCAUUUUUCAAAGACAGACAUGAAAUCAAACCAUGGUUACAAAAGAUCUUUUACCCGCAAGGUAUAGAUAUUGUCAUCGAGAGGUCAGAUUCUGGGAAAGUCACUUUUAAAUGCAGAUCAGUACGAUCUAACAUGAGGCUGAAUCCUGAAUUCAAAAGUACAUCUUCAAGGUCGCACGCAUGCCCAUUUAGAAUCAGGGCCGCCUUUUCUGUACGGUUACAGAAGUGGAAUGUGGUUGUCAUGAAUAAUAUACAUGCACAUGAACUGAGGUUUGAUUUGAUCACUAAGACAGAUGACUAUAAAAAAUUCAAGGAAACCCUCCGCCAGAAACGUGAUGAAAAGGCAAUCAAAACCUUUGAUGAGCUGGAAUAUAAGGCCAGUCUAAACUUACCGCUCGUGACACCGAUUAUCUCCUGUGACUGUGGUCUGACCAAAGAAAUUGAAGCUUCCAAUAAUAUAUUUCUUCCGAUAUCAAAUCCUUCUUUGACGUCUAAAAAAAGCGUGCUCAAAGCUAAUAAGAAUUCCGUCUCUAAGGCAAAAUCUAAACAACCAGAAAAUUCAAAGCCUGGGCUAAGGCUGAAAACGCAAUUAGAUUCAACCCUAGAUGCAACUGGAUUUUUAGAUGAUAUCAAAGUACAAAGCGCUUUUGUAUCGACAGGAAACGCCGAGUCACUAAUGGACUUGAACGAGAUCGACUUCACUAAUAUGUUUAAUAACAAUAGUGCUAUCCCAAAUUCCAAUCAAGGUCUGAUGGAUUUCUCAGUGGAUCCCAUUACAGGACCUUCUUCUUCCCUAUUUCCUUCAACGCCCAUAGAGCCUUUUUCACAAAACAAUGUGACAUUAGCUAUUUCGGAGUCAAUAGCAUCUUCUUCUCCAAAUUUCAUGGAAAUGAAGGCUCCUUACGAGGACGAGAUCAUGGAUCUUCUCAAAGAUAAUAAAAGCAAUGCACCAACCUCUGACACAGAUAUCAAUACAGAUUUAGGGAAGGAUAUAAGCGAUAGUCUUGGCAUGCUAAACUAUAAUUAUGAAGCAUUGCUUCAGUUUAAUGAUAACGAAUUUAGUGAAUUGAAGUCUAUCGAUCCAGCACUAAUAUCAAAGUAA
Messenger RNA from Saccharomyces eubayanus, 1245 nucleotides. RefSeq names its product Aft2p (gene AFT2). Bases 1 to 1245 code for a protein of 414 amino acids. NCBI's taxonomy places the organism in Eukaryota, Fungi, Ascomycota, Saccharomycetes, Saccharomycetales, Saccharomycetaceae. The record is from RefSeq and is a predicted model, not a curated record. Gene Ontology annotation, molecular function: DNA-binding transcription factor activity, RNA polymerase II-specific. The transcript has a single exon.